AUCAGAGAUCCGAAAGAUCAAGAGUUCGAUUCUUGGUGAAUCUCAAAAUCUGCUUAAAUUUUUGGGACAUGAGAUAUUUAUUAUCCCUAGUACCUGAUGGUUAUUUUGGAUAGUAUAGGUGAUGUUCAUUUUUUAAUUCAUAUCCCAUUGUACACAUUGUACAAAUAUUCCAUUGGCUCUCUAGCGAAAUUCCUUCCUUUUAUAUUCCAUUGUUCACAUUGUUUACCUCCCUUAUUGUCUCCUUAUACUUUUCCUUUGUGCCACGUCAACCGAAAAGCGAAUAUGAAAGGAAGAAAGAGAGAAUUCAUGAAACUUAGUCAAUAUAUAGAUUUCUUGCUCCCCAAGGAUUUCAGAGGGUUUUCAUUCGUUAAAUUAGAAUGAUAUGAAUUUCAUUUUCAUUUUCAUUUCCAUUUCAUUUAUCACAUGCUGAAACAAACUAGUUAGUUAGUUAUAUUCUUCGCGCUUAGUCGGUUACAACUGACAACACGUCACUUCACCCGACCUGAAAUAAAUACUUCACUAUUUCAUAACUGAACCGAAUCCAGACACUCGUUCAUUCUUCAUCAUAGCGAACAAGUUCGUUCUUUCUUUGCGAGCUUGAAUUGAACGUAACGAGCCUUCGAGAAGCGAAUACUAGUUGCUGCAAGCAAUAACAAUGGAGUGGUGUGAUCACUGUGUGCGCUAUCAACAAACCAGAAUUCAACAAAUUCCCGACGUUUUCCCCAAGAAUUUCAACGGGUCUUGUAGUACUUGUGGGAAGGUUCUAUGGGACAUGAGUAUCGGCUUCUACCAACAAGUUAAGAAUAACAGCAAAGGUUAUGACAGAAUGAAGAAAGUGAGAAAGGUCAAGGACAAUCCAAAAGUUGAGAAAUGUAUUGUAGUAGAUUCUAUGGAUGAAGAAGAUUAUUCUACGGAUGAAGAAGAUAACGAUGAUAAGGAGGAAGACAAAAGUAUCAAUUCUGAUAUCAAUUGAAGACUGAUGAGGCAUGUAGCUCAGAUGUGACAUACCAAGAUCUUAUCAGAACAAUGUUCUUCAGAUUUUAAUUUUCCAACUUUUAUGGUCAAAAUUCAAAUGUCUCUCUUUCAUUGAAACCUCAUUCAUUCGAUUCAUGAGGCCCCAUAGUUCCUGGUUGUUUUGUUAUUUGGCAUUCAUCUUUUCAAUAAAAUUAGAGCUUUCUAUUAAAAACAAACAAAGAAAAGCUCCUUCAUUUUA
Molecule: messenger RNA, 1213 nt
Organism: Arachis ipaensis
Lineage: Eukaryota; Viridiplantae; Streptophyta; Magnoliopsida; Fabales; Fabaceae
Source: RefSeq, a predicted model, not a curated record